GAUGGAAGAAUACUGUUGCUGCCCAUCCGGGCCCUGCUCUCUGGAAAUUUCCUUUGGGAGGGGCUGGAGACUGAAGCCAGCCCCUCCUUGCCUCUGGCUACCCCAACACCGCCUUCUUGCUUGGCUCAGCAGGAGCCCCUCUGAGUACACUCAGCUUUUCUUGUGACCAGGGUAAAUAUUACCUGACACUGUUAAUAUUUAAUGCCCCCCACCUCUGUCCUGGCCACCCCCACGGCAGACACUGUCCCCGAAGUAGAGGCGGCAGGAAGACUGUGGAGAAGCUGUGGUGGCUGGGGAAAUGACAGGGCUCUCGGCUGAUGAUGGUGGCAGCGCCAAGGGGCCAGAGGAUCCAUUCCACUAUGAUUAUGAGACCGUCCGCAAAGGGGGCCUGAUCUUCGCAGGCCUGGCCUUCGUCGUGGGGCUCCUCAUCCUCCUCAGCAAAAGAUUCCGCUGCGGGGGCAGUAAGAGGCAUAGGCAGGUCAAUGAAGAUGAGCUGUGACAAUAGAGCUGCCAGUGCCCACCAGUGCGCAGGCACCAAGGAUAUCUAUCCAUCGUCCCCAGCUGUGCUCCACUGUCUGUGAUAUCACAGUCUGUAUUCAUGAUGAAGGACGCGUCGGGCUCACUAUGACCCCCUCAUGGUCAUCCACUCAUGCCUCUUGAUCCUUAACUUCCUUCCUCCCCUCCCCAACUCUUCUAACAUCCCACUUCCUGCUCCAAGUUGGGGUACAUGUGCAUGCAGCCUCAUCUCACUGGUUUUCAAUGAAUCACUCUAGCAAGUACCUGCCAAUGAAA
Molecule: messenger RNA, 792 nt
Organism: Cricetulus griseus (Chinese hamster)
Lineage: Eukaryota; Metazoa; Chordata; Mammalia; Rodentia; Cricetidae
Source: RefSeq, a predicted model, not a curated record